UGGGCGCGCGUUGAGCCCGGGCUCCGUCGCCAGCCGCUGGCCGAGCGCACACAGCACUGAGGAGGCAGCCGGCCCGGCCUGCAGGAGCGAGCCAUGCCCGGCGCCCGCGCUUAGCCGCUGCGCGGAGCGGCCAAGAGGACCAUGCCGCCCCCGGGCCGCGCGCCGCCGCUCGGGCUCCUGCUGGCGCUGACCGCGCUCUGCUGCCCAGAGACCUCGUGUCGAGGCGUGGCUGACAGCCUGCAGCGGUUCUCCUCACUGCCUACCUAUCUUCCUGCCAACUUCCACAUCUCAGAUGCAGAGGAGGCCUUCUUCCUCAAGGAGGCCAACCAGGACCUCAUGCGCAACACCAGCCUGCAGGCUCGGGCAGCAGCACUCUUCAUUCACAGAGCCCGGAGCCCCCCGGCCAUCAAUGCCAGCUACGGCCCCUUCUCUGUGGAGAAGACAGUGCCCUGGGACUUCCUCCUGACGCCCACUCCCUUUGGAACUGUGAAGAAAUUUCCCUUCAACUGGAGGCUCAAAUCCCACAUCCUUGACAGCUCCAUCUACUCCAACAGACCCAAAGUGCAGACUCUGUUCUACGUCACUGGCAUGGUCUGGGAUGACAGUGACCCCGGGGAAGAUCUUCCCUGUGUCAAGAUGUUUGCCUUCCCAGAGGCAAGGGAGGUGGCGGCCAGCUGCCGGUUGCAGGGGGCCCCUGGGCUGUGUGUGGCUGAGCUGGAGCUGCUGCCGGAGUGGUUCAGCUCGGGCCUGGACCUGGAGCCUGAGGAGGAAAUCCCAGCACUGCUGGGUGGCACUGCCAUGGAAUUGUUCUUUGCCCUCUACCCAGCCAAUGAGGCCGGCCAGUGCCCUCUGGAAGAUGAGGGCAAAUGGGAAAACAACAUCCAUUCAGAGCAGGAGGACCCCCAGCAGGUGUUCCCUGCCCGGGAGAGGAUUGGCAGUGUGGUGGUCUACCCCACGCAGGAUGACUUGCGGUGGUCCCUUGUGAGCCUGGAUGACAAUGUUGCCCUCUCCGUACCGCUGAACCUCAUCCGGGAAGGGGACACGGCCACCUUUUUGGUCUCUUUGACCAGCAGCUCUGUGGCAGACCAGUUCACUCUUCGCAUCAAGGCAGCUGCAGGUGUGAAGAUAACAGCUGUGCGGGUCAGCAACGAGGACCAGUGGGCAGUCCAGGAGGACAUAGAGCAGGAUGGCACCCAGACCACAGCUGCCCUGGCCUGCAUGGGCCAUCACCCUGACACACAGAGCAGGGCAAAUGGCUCCUUCUAUGAGAUCCUGCAAGUGGACUUUGGUGUCGACAACAGCAGUGGUUUGGCCGGGGCACAACAAAUCACCUGGCAGGUGGAGUACCCAGUGGAGGACUCCAUGAGUGAGCUCUUCGUCUCUGAGAUAUUCAUCAGCCAGACAAGCUUUGUGGGCAUCGUCCCUCUCGCCAUGGACACAGAAGUUUUGAACACUGCCAUUCUCACUGGAAAGCCUGUUUCAGUUCCAGUCAAGGUCGUGGGUGUUCAAGAAGAUGGCUCUGUGGUGGAUGUGUCGGAGUCUGUGGAAUGCAAGUCUGCGGAUGAAGACAUUGUGAAGGUCUCCAACACCUGUGAUUCCAUCUUUGUGAAUGGGAAGGAGAUGAAGAGCAAAGUGGGCACGAUUGUGAACUUCACCCACCAGCACUUCACCUCCCAGGUGGAGGUCACCGUGUGGGCACCCCGUCUGCCCCUGCAGAUAGAGAUCUCAGACACAGAGCUGAGCCAGAUCAAGGGCUGGAGGAUCCCAGUGGCCUCCAACAGAAGGCCAACCCGGGAGAGCGAUGAUGAGGAGGAUGAGGAGAAGAAGGGGCGUGGAUGCACCCUGCAGUACCAGCAUGCCCUGGUGCGUGUCCUUACCCAGUUUGUAGCUGAGUCACCUGACCUGGGUCAGCUGACCUACAUGUUGGACCCUGACUGGCAGUUUGACAUCACCGACCUUGUGACUGAGUUUGUGAAGGUGGAGGAGCCGAAAAUCGCCCAGUUACAGGAUGGCAGGACCCUGGCAGGGCGGGAGCCAGGCAUCACCACUGUGCAGGUCCUCUCACCUCUCUCUGACUCUAUCUUGGCUGAGAAGACAGUGACCGUCCUGGAUGACCGGGUCACCAUCACAGAGCUGGGCGUGCAGCUGGUAGCUGGCUUGGCCCUUUCCUUGCAGCCUCACAGAGUAGACAAGAGGGCCAUCAUAUCCAUAGUGGCUGCCCAGGAUGUUCUCCGAGCCCCACAGCAGGAAGCAAUAGUCAGCUCUUGGAUUUUGUUCAGUGAUGGCUCGGUAACACCUUUAGACAUUUAUGACCCCAAGGAUUUCUCUGUGACUGUCUCCUCCUUGGAUGAAAUGGUGGUGUCUGUCCAGCCAAACCUUCAGACCAGAUGGCCAGUUGUGGUUGCAGAGGGUGAAGGACAAGGGCCCUUGAUCAAGCUAGAAAUGAUGAUCAGUGAACCUUGUCAGAAGACCAAGAGGAAAAGUAUUCUUGCUGUGGGUAAAGGAAACAUUAAGGUCAAAUUUGAACCUGGUGUUGACCAGCAGCACGGAGGAAGCAAUGAUAUUGAGGGUGUCAACCGGGAAUACAAAGACCACCUCAGCAAUUCCAUAGAGCGAGAGGGAAACCAAGAGCGAGCAGCCCAGGAAUGGUUCCAACGUGGUGUACCUGUUGGCCAUGAGGAUAGGACCAACAAAAGCACAACCCCCCAAGUUCCCAUGGGAGGGAGGGAGAAGCUGCUCAAAGGUGGUGCAGACACCUUCACCAGUUUCCCCACACAAGGCAGAUUGCCGGAGCCCAAUAAUCCUGGUGACCUCACAAUGACCUCCAGGGGGUUAACAGACUUGGAGAUUGGCAUGUAUGCCCUGCUCUGUGUCUUCUGCCUGGCCAUCCUGGUCUUCCUCAUCAACUGUGUGGCAUUUGCUUGGAAGUACAGACACAAAAGAUUUGCAGUGAGUGAGCAGGGCAACAUCCCCCAUUCCCAUGACUGGGUCUGGCUUGGGAAUGAGGUGGAACUCCUGGAGAACCCAGUGGACAUUACUCUCCCCUCAGAGGAGUGCACAACCAUGAUAGACAGGGGGCUGCAGUUUGAGGAGAGGAACUUCCUGCUGAAUGGCAGUUCCCAGAAGACUUUCCAUAGUCAGCUGCUUAGACCUCCUGACUAUGUCUACGAGAAAGAGCUGAAAAACGAACCUAUAAAUUCCUCGGGCCCAAAGAGGAAGAGAGUCAAGUUUACUUCCUACACCACCAUCCUUCCGGAGGACGGGGGCCCAUACACCAACUCCAUCCUGUUUGACAGCGAUGACAGCAUCAAGUGGGUCUGCCAGGAUAUGGGGCUGGGGGAUUCGCAGGACUUUAGAGACUACAUGGAAAGACUGCAAGACCAGAUGUAAACUCCUUUCUUACGUUCGUAUUCACCUUUAUGCCUUCUGUUUUCUGAAUAGUGGAGCAAUGAGUCUGAUUAGCAAUAGGGGGUGGCUCAACCAAGUUUCCCGAAGAGGGGUCUGGAGGGGAUCCCUGUCUAACCAAGACGAGAGGUUGGGAGAGCUGAGGCAGCUGAGUUUUAAACGGGAAAUCCUGUGAGACAGUGACUUGUGCAGAUGGGAGGUAUUCAGAGAUAGAGCCCAGCAGCAACUCGGCGCAGUACGGUAAACGCAACCCACAGACACUGUUACUCACCUCGUGACCGAUGGCCGUGUGUAAUUAGGAAAGUUUCGGGUGGUGAUUUUUCUAUUCCUAGUCCUUUUAAAGCACAGUGGACAUUUAUUCCCUUUGACCUAAGUUGGGACCUCCGUGGUGGAAGAUGAUUGAAUGUAGCUUCCAUAGUUGUCAGGAGUGAGGCUUAUUAUUUUUAUAAACAUCUGCACCUGCACUUGUUUCUUUCACCGCUACAUUUUUUUUUUAAACAUGAAAAGAAGAGAUGUUUGGUUUUCAUGUGUGCUUUAUUCCUGGGGCUCAUGUCCCGUCAUUUCCCAGUCUUCCUGCAGGAUGUCAGGUUUUUUUCCCCUGAGUUUCCCUCACUGUUGUUUCGGAUGGUAUCAAAGCUAUACCAUCUUCUUGCUGUUGAAAUUUCUUGUCUAUCACAGGGACUGAGGUUUCACUGGAAAUGUUAGUCUCCCAGAAGGAAAGGCCAUUUCUUUAUUGUCUUCCACAGGAAGCGUAACAGAUUUGGAGAAAAAUUGUGUCACAAACAUUUAUUUUUGUCUCCUGCUUGUUGGUUAUUCUGGGGAUCUCCUGGGGUGCUGCAUUUCUAAGGGCAGAGAGACCCCAAUGUCACCAUAUGGAUACAAGUUCUUUGUGGUCAACACAGUGUAUUAUCCAAACUGAAACAAAAAAGCAGUUUAAGGGGCUGGAGAGAUGGCUUAGUGCUUAAGAGCACCUGCUG
Nannospalax galili (Upper Galilee mountains blind mole rat) is the source of this 4382-nucleotide messenger RNA. It is a transcript of the gene Tmem132b, whose product is annotated as transmembrane protein 132B. NCBI's taxonomy places the organism in Eukaryota, Metazoa, Chordata, Mammalia, Rodentia, Spalacidae. The coding region runs from base 142 to 3390 and encodes 1082 amino acids. The record is from RefSeq and is a predicted model, not a curated record. The transcript is spliced from 9 exons.